Verticillium alfalfae VaMs.102 is the source of this 2721-nucleotide messenger RNA. RefSeq names its product condensin complex subunit 1. The coding region runs from base 1 to 2721 and encodes 906 amino acids. Gene Ontology annotation, cellular component: nucleus; condensed chromosome, centromeric region. The transcript is spliced from 4 exons. Gene Ontology annotation, molecular function: histone binding. NCBI's taxonomy places the organism in Eukaryota, Fungi, Ascomycota, Sordariomycetes, Glomerellales, Plectosphaerellaceae. Gene Ontology annotation, biological process: mitotic chromosome condensation; meiotic chromosome condensation; mitotic cell cycle. The record is from RefSeq and is a predicted model, not a curated record.
AUGUCCGGCCUCGCCGCCGAGGCUGACGCGAUACUUCACGACCUGGAGUCUCCUGACGACCAGGAGACCCUCGCCCACCACAAGCACCUGCUCGAGGUCUACGGCUUCUUGCUGCAGUGGACCGUUGCCGCCGUCGAGACAAAGGCCGCCGAGAAGUCGUCCGCUCAGCCCGUCGCGCGCGGCCGCGGCAAGCCCAAGAAGAACGCGCCCAAGGGCCAGGAGGCCGUCUGGGACUCUUCGGCACAGCUACAGCCCGUCCUUGACAUAAUGUCCGCGCAAAUCAACAUUGUGCAAAACCUGACCUACUUCGAGCACCUCUCAGAGCCCAUGGCUGAGUUCCUGCAUAUCCUUGCCGAGACAUACGACUACCCUCAGCUGGCCGACGAGAUUUUGCGCGAGCUCAGUAACAAGGAGUUCAACAGCAACGACACGAAGGGCCCCAAAUCCGUAUCUCAAUUCAUAGUUAAGCUCUCGGAGUUGGCGCCGCGACUGGUGAUUAAGCAAAUGACAAUGCUGGCUAAGCAGCUCGAUAGCGAGUCCUAUACCCUGCGUUGCUCCCUCAUUGAGGUUUGUGGCAACAUGGUCGCGCAUCUCAGCCGUCAGGAGGAACGUGGCGAGAACCACAAGUCACAGCUCAAUGCGUUCUUUGAUGUCCUAGAGGAGCGUUUUCUCGACAUCAACCCCUACUGCCGAUGCCGCGCCAUCCAGGUGUACGUCAAGAUCUGUGACCUCGAGCAAAAGUUCCCUAAGCGAAGGCAAAAGGCCGCCGAGCUAGCAUGCCGCAGCCUUGAGGAUAAGAGCAGUAACGUCAGGCGUAAUGCCAUCAAGUUGCUCGGCGCGCUGAUCAAGACACACCCUUUCACCGUCAUGCACGGCGCACAGCUGUCUCGCAAGGAGUGGCAGGCACGUCUCGACAAGGUUGACGAGGAGCUGAAUGCGCUACAGCCACCUGAGGGGGCGCCUGGUCUCGGUGAGAACGCCAAUACGACUGUUGACCCUGAGCUCCUGGACGACGCCACGCAGGUGCCGGAGUCACCACAGAAGAAGCCCGCUCCAACAAUGACGGAUGAAGAGAGAUUUGCUGCCGUACAGAAGGCACGCGAAGAGGCUGCCACAUCAGAGGCUAUUGAAAAGCUUGGCCUGACCAAGAGAUACUACAGCGAAGCUCUCAAGUUCAUUGACGUCCUCCACGAGGCCACCGGAACUAUUUGCCAGCUCCUCGGCUCCAGAAACAAGAGCGAGGUUAUCGAGGCUAUGGAUUACUUUGAGGUCGGCGACGCCUACAACAUCGAGCAGAACAAGGUGGGCAUCCGCAGGAUGCUGCGUCUCAUCUGGACCAAAGGCAACAGCGACGAAGGCAAGGGUGUGCAGACUCAUCUGAUUGACUGUUAUAAGAGGCUUUUUUUCGAAGCUCCUGAGUCAUUCAGUCCCAACGACGCCGCCAACUACAUUGCGCGCAACAUGAUCAGUCUGACAUUUGGCGCUUCCCCUGCCGAGCUCACGUCUCUCGAGCAGCUGCUGGCUACUAUGAUGAAGGGUGGUCUCAUUCCCCGACUUCGUCAUUGCAAAACUGUGGCAAGUCUAUGGUGUUCAGAAGCGAGAGAUUUCGCGGACCCAACGCCGUGGUGCCAUCAUUGUGCUGGGCAUGCUGGCGACAGCCAACCCAGAAAUCGUCGUUGGCGAAAUGGAAACCAUGCUUCGUACCGGUCUGGGUGCACACGGAAGGGCAGACCUUCAGCUUGCCAAGUUUACUUGCAUUGCGCUGCGCAGGAUCAAUCCGACAGGGCGCCAGGCCAAAGACUCACUCAUCAACGUCGGAAGCAGGAUCUUGAGAAGGAUAAGACUGCGAAGGCCGACCCGGCCGCCAAGAAAGACAAGACAGAAGAGCCAGAUGAUCUGGACCUCAUCGGCGGAACAACGGAAGAUGAUUUCACGGAAGCCAUGGCGCAUAUUCGCGAGCGGGAGCUCCUCUUUGGCUCGAAUGCUCUGCUGGCGCAGUUUGGCCCCUUGGUAUCUGAAAUUUGCGCCAACAACACGACAUACGCAGACAAGGGUCUCCAGGCGGCGGCUACGCUGUGUCUGGCCAAGCUGAUGUGCGUCAGCUCCGAGUAUUGCGAGGCAAACCUCCCUCUCCUCAUUACCAUCAUGGAGCGGUCCACAGACGCAACGGUCCGGUCCAACGCUGUGAUCGCGCUCGGUGACAUGGCUGUGUGCUUCAACCACCUGAUCGACGAAAACACCGACUUCCUUUACCGUCGUCUUGCCGACAGCGACCAGUCCGUCAAGCGUACGUGUCUCAUGACUCUGACCUUCCUCAUCUUAGCAGGGCAGGUCAAGGUCAAGGGCCAGCUCGGCGAAAUGGCAAAGUGUCUCGAAGACGAGGACAGACGCAUCGCCGACCUGGCGCGCAUGUUCUUCACCGAGCUCAGCACCAAGGACAAUGCCGUUUACAACCACUUUGUCGAUAUGUUCAGCCUGCUGUCCGCCGAGAAGGGCCUCGGCGAGGAAAGCUUCCGUCGCAUUGUGCGUUUCUUGCUCGGGUUCGUCGAGAAGGACAAACAUGCGCGACAGCUGGCCGACAAACUGGCGGCGCGUCUGGCGCGCUGCGACACAGAGAGGCAGUGGAACGAUGUCGCAUUCGCGCUAGGCCUGCUGCCGCACAAGAACGAGGAGAUCGCAAGGGUCGUGGGCGAGGGAUUCAAGCUCGUGCAGGUAGCGUGA